Messenger RNA from Myotis myotis, 7390 nucleotides. RefSeq names its product ATPase phospholipid transporting 11B (putative) (gene ATP11B). Bases 283 to 3789 code for a protein of 1168 amino acids. The transcript is spliced from 31 exons. The record is from RefSeq and is a predicted model, not a curated record. Gene Ontology annotation, molecular function: ATP binding; magnesium ion binding; ATPase-coupled intramembrane lipid carrier activity. Gene Ontology annotation, biological process: phospholipid translocation. Gene Ontology annotation, cellular component: endoplasmic reticulum; trans-Golgi network; plasma membrane. Lineage: Eukaryota; Metazoa; Chordata; Mammalia; Chiroptera; Vespertilionidae.
GGCGGUGAUUUGGGUGACAACGGUCAAUAAUGAAGGUGGCUGCGGCGAGGCGCCCGGCUCAGCAGCACCGAGUGGGGGUGGCGCCGGGGCCGCGCCUGUGAGACCUUGGGGCCGGCGCGGGGAGAUGGGGGGCCGGCGUGGGGAGUGAGGUGGCGACGGCAGGAGCGGCGAGCGCAACUUUAGCCAGAGGGGCUCUCACACUUCCUCCUCCGGCUCCUGGGCCUCCACCUGCAGCCCCGCAGCCCCCGCGCCCCGCGGGACCGGGACGGCGACGGCAGGGGCAUGUGGCGCUGGGUCCGGCAGCAGCUGGGUUUUGACCCACCACAUCAAAGUGACACAAGAACUAUUUAUAUAGCCAACAGGUUUCCUCUGAAUGGCCUUUACACACCUCAGAAAUUUAUAGAUAACCGGAUCAUUUCAUCUAAGUACACUGUGUGGAAUUUUGUUCCAAAGAAUUUAUUUGAACAAUUCAGAAGAGUGGCAAAUUUUUAUUUUCUUAUUAUAUUUUUGGUUCAGCUUAUGAUUGAUACACCUACCAGUCCAAUUACCAGUGGACUUCCAUUAUUCUUUGUGAUAACAGUAACUGCCAUAAAACAGGGGUAUGAAGAUUGGUUACGACAUAACUCAGAUAAUGAAGUAAAUGGAGCUCCUGUUUAUGUUGUUCGAAGUGGUGGCCUUGUAAAAACGAGAUCAAAAAACAUCCGGGUGGGUGAUAUUGUUCGAAUAGCCAAAGAUGAAAUCUUCCCUGCAGAUUUGGUGCUUCUGUCCUCAGAUCGACCCGAUGGUUCUUGUCACAUUACAACUGCUAGUUUGGAUGGAGAAACUAACCUAAAGACUCAUGUGGCAGUUCCAGAAACAACAGUAUUACGAACAGUUGCUAAUUUGGACACUCUUGUAGCUGUGAUAGAAUGUCAGCAACCAGAAGCAGACUUGUAUAGAUUCAUGGGACGAAUGAUAAUAACUCAACAAAUGGAAGAAAUUGUAAGACCUCUGGGGCCAGAGAGUCUCUUGCUUCGUGGAGCCAGAUUAAAAAACACAAAAGAAAUUUUUGGUGUUGCUGUAUAUACUGGAAUGGAAACAAAGAUGGCGUUAAAUUACAAGAGCAAGUCACAAAAGCGAUCCACAGUAGAAAAGUCAAUGAAUACAUUUUUGAUAAUUUAUCUAAUAAUCCUUAUUUCUGAAGCCAUCAUCAGUACUAUCUUGAAAUACACAUGGCAAACUGAAGAAAAAUGGGAUGAACCUUGGUAUAACCAAAAAACAGAACAUCAGAGAAAUAGUAGUAAGAUUCUGAGAUUUAUUUCAGACUUCCUUGCUUUUUUGGUACUCUACAAUUUCAUCAUUCCAAUUUCAUUAUAUGUGACAGUCGAAAUGCAGAAAUUUCUUGGAUCAUUUUUUAUUGGUUGGGAUCUUGAUCUCUAUCAUGAAGAAUCAGGUCAGAAAGCUCAAGUCAAUACUUCUGAUCUGAAUGAAGAGCUUGGACAGGUGGAGUAUGUGUUUACAGAUAAAACUGGCACACUGACAGAAAACGAGAUGCAGUUUCGGGAAUGUUCAAUUAAUGGCAUAAAAUACCAAGAAAUCAAUGGUAGACUUGUAUCCGAAGGACCAACACCAGACUCUUCAGAUGGAAACUUAAGUUAUCUUAGUAGUUUUUCCCAUCUUAACAACUUACCCCAUCUUACAUCCAGUUCUUCUUUUGGAACAAGCCCUGAAAAUGAAACUCAACUAAUUAAAGAACACGAUCUCUUCUUUAAAGCAGUCAGUCUCUGUCACACUGUACAGAUUAGUAAUGUUCAGACUGAUGGCAUUGGUGAUGGUCCCUGGCAAGCCAGCCUUGCACCCUCCCAGUUGGAGUACUAUGCAUCUUCACCAGAUGAAAAGGCUUUAGUGGAAGCUGCUGCAAGGAUUGGCGUUGUAUUUAUUGGCAGUUAUGAAGAAACUAUGGAAGUUAAAAUACUUGGAAAACUGGAACAGUACAAACUGCUUCAUAUUCUGGAAUUUGAUUCAGAUCGUAGGAGAAUGAGUGUCAUUGUUCAGGCACCUUCAGGUGAGAAGUUUUUAUUUGCUAAAGGAGCUGAGUCAUCAAUUCUCCCUACAUGUAUAGGCGGUGAAAUAGAAAAAACAAGAAUUCAUGUAGAUGAAUUUGCUUUGAAAGGGCUAAGAACUCUGUGCAUGGCCUAUAGACAGUUGACAUCUAAAGAGUAUGAGGUAAUAAAUAGACGCCUAUUUGAAGCCAGGACUGCCUUGCAGCAACGGGAAGAGAAAUUGGCAAAUGCCUUCCAAUUCAUAGAGAAAGACCUGAUAUUACUUGGAGCUACAGCAGUAGAAGACAGACUGCAAGAUAAAGUUCGAGAAACUAUCGAAGCAUUGAGAAUGGCUGGUAUCAAAGUAUGGGUACUUACUGGAGAUAAACAUGAAACUGCUGUUAGUGUGAGUUUAUCAUGUGGACAUUUUCAUAGAACCAUGAAUAUCCUUGAACUUAUAAACCAGAAAUCAGACAACGAAUGUGCUGAACAAUUGAGGCAGCUUGCCAGAAGAAUUACAGAGGAUCAUGUGAUUCAGCAUGGGCUGGUGGUGGAUGGGACCAGUCUAUCUCUUGCACUCAGGGAGCAUGAAAAACUAUUUAUGGAUGUUUGCAGAAAUUGCUCAGCUGUAUUAUGCUGUCGUAUGGCACCACUGCAGAAAGCUAAGGUAAUAAGACUGAUAAAAAUCUCACCUGAGAAACCUAUAACGUUGGCUGUUGGUGAUGGUGCUAAUGAUGUAAGCAUGAUACAAGAAGCACAUGUUGGCAUAGGAAUCAUGGGUAAAGAAGGAAGACAAGCUGCAAGAAACAGUGACUAUGCAAUAGCAAGAUUUAAAUUUCUCUCCAAGUUGCUCUUUGUUCAUGGUCACUUUUAUUACAUUAGAAUAGCUACCCUUGUACAGUAUUUUUUUUAUAAGAAUGUGUGCUUUAUCACACCCCAAUUUUUAUAUCAGUUCUACUGUUUGUUUUCUCAACAAACAUUGUAUGACAGCGUGUACCUGACUUUAUACAAUAUUUGUUUUACUUCCCUACCUAUUCUGAUAUAUAGUCUACUGGAACAGCAUAUAAACCCUCAUGUAUUACAGAACAAGCCCACCCUCUAUCGAGACAUUAGUAAAAACCGUCAACUAAGCAUGACAAAUUUUCUUUACUGGACCAUCCUGGGUUUUAGUCAUGCCUUCAUUUUCUUUUUUGGAUCCUAUUUUCUAAUGGGGAAAGAUACAUCUCUGCUUGGAAAUGGCCAGAUGUUUGGUAACUGGACAUUUGGCUCCUUGGUCUUCACAGUAAUGCUUAUUACAGUCACAGUAAAGAUGGCUUUGGAAACUCAUUUUUGGACCUGGAUCAACCAUUUUGUUACUUGGGGAUCCAUUAUAUUCUAUUUUGUAUUUUCUUUGUUUUAUGGAGGGAUUCUCUGGCCAUUUUCAGACUCCCAGAAUAUGUACUUUGUAUUUUUUCAGCUCCUAUCAAGUGGUUCUGUUUGGUUUGCUAUAAUUCUCAUGGUGGUUAUGUGUCUGUUUCUUGAUAUUGUGAAGAAAGUAUUUGACAGACAUUUCCAUCCUACAAAUACUGAAAAGGCACAGAUGUACUCCAACACAGUUGCUUUAAGUGACGAGUUCAUCGCACUGCAGCCAUUGUCAAGGGCAAGGAAUCAGCUGAGCAAACUUAGCUUACUGAAACAAAUUCAAGUAUCAAGUGCUUGGACUCCAUGUGCUGUUUCUCAGAAGGAGAAACAGCGUGCGCAUCUGUUGGAAGAAUGCUGGAACGAGUGAUAGGAAGAUGUAGUCCGACCCAUGUCAGCAGAUUAUGGAGUGCAUCGGAUCCUUUCUAUACCAACGACAGGAGCAUCUUGACUCUCUCCACAAUGGACUCAUCUACUUGUUAAAAGAGCAGUAGUACUUUGUGGGAGCCAUUCAACUCCUUUCCUAAAAUUCAGUGUGAUCAUCCUGGUAAUGGCCAUACUAGUUCUGCAGAAUUACUUUCUGAAAUCUCUGUAGUUCAUACCCACUCAGAGUUAUAAUGGCAAACAAAAAAGGAUUUACAUGAACCACUCUCAACCCCUUUAAUUUAAAUCUGAACGUGUUAAAGUUUGUGAAUAGAUAUUUUCCAUCUCUUUGUCUGGGUUGUCCCUUGUGUUUGUGGGACUCCUAAUGGCAUUUCAGCCUCUUGCUGAGGCCACCAUAUUUUAAUAUCAAGGUUAAAAAGAUAAUUCCUAGUUAAUUGUAUUUUUGAGUAUUAGCUUACUUGGUGAGUCUUCUAUUUAAAUCUGCUUUUGCAAAUUAUGCUGAAAAGUUUGCCUUGAAAACUCUAUUUUUUUAUUAGAGUUAUAUUUGAAGCUUUUCAUGGGAAAAGUAAAUGUGAAUAGUAAGAAAUUUUGGUCCCUUAGUGACCCAUGUUGUGAAUUCAUUACUGCUUUCUAAGUUCAUAGAGAAAAUUAGGAGAAUGCAUUUCUAACCAUUAUUUACUGCACUAUGGGUAGUAAAUAUAUACCAAUACCAAGCUUCUCUUAAUGUACUGUAACACACCGUAAAGUUAACCAGACACAUGCAAAGUGUGUAUCAUAUCUUAGACAUAAAUCAGGAAUCAAGUCCAUUCACCAAAUUUCAAAUUGAUGUUUAAUGAUAUUUUUAUGACAAUAUAAAGUGGGUAAAUUAGCUAUCAUUAGCAUAUUAUUAUUUGAUGUGUUUUUCAUUUAAUCUUUUGCAUGCUUUAAUCUAGUUAAUAUAUUUAAAUUUGUUUUUUUCUCUAUCUGAAAAUUGUUUAUAAUAUUUCAUGUCACUGUUGUAAAGUUCAACUAUAUCAAUAAAAAACAAGUUUGGACAGUAUUUAAAUAUUGCAAACACGUUUAAUUGUGCAAAUCAAAAUGUUGGAGUAAUUAAAUAAAAAAUAAAGAGCCUCUUUCUGUGGCUUAGAAUUACUCUUGCCUUUCAGUAAGUUAGAUUAUGGUAUAAAGGAUCUCAGACAAGAAUCCUAUUAUUUUUAGGUUAGUAUGUGUCAUCUGAGUUGUGGCACACUACUAUAGUAAAGGGAAAUCUGUCCAGUGUUUCAUUACAAGGUAUAUUUUCAGGUAUGGCUAUAGAAUGUAAGUGAAACAAAGUCUAAAAUGCUAAAUUUUAUGGGUUAAUGGCAGCAAUAAAUUAAAAUACUAAGAAAGAUUGAUUAGAUAUACAUUGGGUUUUAACUCACUGCACUUGAAUAUUUAAUUUCCAUCCAGAAUUUAUCAUGUAGAUCCAUUGUUUGUUACUUGUUUUGAUCUAAAGUAAUAUUGUUUUAAAAAACAUUUGGAAAUUAUUAUUGGUUUAAGAACUCUUACCCAGCCCUAAGCAUAUUUAAUGAUUGUGUACGUAUACAUUUUAAACUUUAUGGAAAUGGUUAAAUAAGGUUUUGCUAAAGUGUUCCAUACAGUUGGCAAUAUAAUUCUCUUUUGUAGAUUUAUUUUGCAGCCUUCCACUCCUUUCCCAUUUCAUGAAUAUACGACUUCUUGAAUUGGGCUAAUAGGGACUAGUCAAGAAUUAAAACUUUACCUUUGUUCACUGGUAAACUAUUUUCUUGCUAAUAUAACGUUUGUUUCAAUAAUGCAAGAAUAUUGUGUUAUGAAUUUCAGCUUAAAUAUUAAUUUUCAUAAAUAGUCCUUCUUUAACUUAGAUAUUCCAAAAUCGCUUUAGGAAGAUUUUGUUAUUCUGAAAAUAUGUUAAAGGGAUAAUAAAAUGUACAGUGGCUACACUUACCAAUUCACUUUCCAGAAUAGGAAAUAUUGCUAAGAAUAUUCAGUAGGGUAAUUUCAUGGAGCAUAUUAUGGAAUUUGCUUUUCUUAGAAUUUCUUAAAACAAAAUGACAUUCAGUGGCCUGCAUUACAUCUACCUAGUUGUGUUUAUUUGCCAUCAACAAGACUGACUACUGACACUAGAGAAGGACUACGAAGCCAUCAAGCAGUCUCUAACCACUGCAGCAAGGCAAGUCAGCUAACCUGUAUGGUGCUUGGGUUAAGGCGUGGUCGAUGUAAUUUCCUGCAUUACUAUUUGAAGUUAUUUAAGAACUUUAUAUUUCAAAAAAAGUAAAUGCAUCUACUGAUAAUGCUCAUCCUACUCAGUUGUUCAUAACCUACUCCACUUAAAGGAAGAUUAUCUUAUAAUUGUAAGAAAAAGUGUUUUCUUCUAUUUGUUUAAGAGAGUAUCAGUGUUGCCUGUAAGUUUCCAAUAGUUUUCUAUUGCUAAUACUCAAAUUGUAAAACUAUUACUACAUAACCAGGAAUCUCAGAAAAUUUCCCCUUUGCAUAUUUAUUUAAAAUUCUUUGGAAAGUACGAUGUUAAUUAACUUACUCUUAUCUGCCAAAACCAGAGUAAGCCGCUACAUGUGUUAUUACUAGUUCAUUAUUGGUCUCAAAUCUAUUUUCCUCACUUGUUUGCCUGAAGGAUGUAUCACUGAAGAUAGUAGCAAGCACCAGGUCAGUUUCUGAAAUGGCCCGUCAGCUGUUUUAUGACUCAGCAAGCACCCUGCCACAGCUUUAGCAACCAUUAGGUUCACCCUAUGGGUGUAGGGUGUGGGCUAGUAGAACAACAGGUUUGCUGCCAGGUUGAGAAUAAAGAAAGAGGAGAAUUUACAGUGUGAAUUCCUCUUAAAAACCAUCUGCCUUGGGUUUUAAUUUCCAUUAUAUCCAAAGGCGUCCUAGACCUGACCCACUGGCACUGUCCUGGUGAGAAGAUAAAAGAGUCACAUCACCCUGUUAAGAAAUACUUUUACUUACACCAGGGUAUUUUCUCCUGCAUAAAAUUGUGAAAUUGGGCUAUUGGUCUUGUGUGAUAAACUUGAGAGACUCUUAUCUGAUAGGCAGGAGUCAGUGUAGUAAAAAAUUUAAAUUUUACAAAGUUUUUCAAGUAUGCUAGCCUAAAAAGUUAUUGGGGUCUGAGGGAAAAGGGAGAAUCAUUCAUGUUUGUAUUUUUUAUGUAAAGAUCAAUUUGGUGUAGGUAUUGAUAAAAGUAACACCAAAGAGUUAUAUAAAACAUGUUUUAUUAAUUUUGGGUCCCCUUUUAGAGACACAUUUCUAUCCUGAAAUGAGUUAAUCUAUUUUCAUAAAAAUAGAACAUUGUUAAUGUGCUGUUUAUGUGAGAUAACUUGAAUGAUAUUCCUAUAAAAAUAGAGCAUAAUUAUAUGUUUGUAGUAAUGGUGACUGCUGGAUUUUUGUGAGGAAUUAGUACCUGUAAAUACUGUAGAAACACUUAGGUUAAAAUUGUGGACCUCACACACUGUGGCUGUCUAAUAUAAGCCUAUAAAAAUUUUCUGCAUUUUUAGUAAAUGUAGUUACUAUUGUACAGAUCUCAGUAAUUUUUAAAGUUUAUGAAAUUAUAUUUAUCUAAUAAAAUUUUUCCUAUAUAA